Molecule: messenger RNA, 2151 nt
Organism: Silurus meridionalis
Lineage: Eukaryota; Metazoa; Chordata; Actinopteri; Siluriformes; Siluridae
Product: potassium voltage-gated channel subfamily V member 2
Exons: 2
Coding region: 191-1774 (527 amino acids)
Biological process (GO): potassium ion transmembrane transport; protein homooligomerization
Cellular component (GO): membrane; voltage-gated potassium channel complex
Molecular function (GO): protein binding; delayed rectifier potassium channel activity
Source: RefSeq, a predicted model, not a curated record
UAUUUUUAACUCCAAAAGAUUAAGAGUGUGUGCAGUGAUUAAAUCCCCAGCUUAUUGCCUUCUGCUCUGUUUGUCUUUCGUGGAGAGUGGCUACAUGGGGGGUUGAUUAUAUUUUUUAUGUUUGUAUUUCUUUUAGUUACAAUUUAAAACUAUUAUUUAUCUUAUUCCUAAUUUUUUCUGUAGACCUACAAUGAUGAACCAAUCGAGAUGUCAUUUCAAACAGCUGAUAAAGAGGAGAUCGAGUCUUUUCGCUAGCAUUAAACUCAAUGCCAGCUUCUCACAAAGCAUUGGGGAAGAGGACAGUGCUUUUCCUUUUUCACAGGACAGUUCUGUCAAACCAUGGACAUCGAUGGACAGACUUAACAGUCCGGCGAAUAAAGUAGAAGAUUUAAAAAGUAAGGAACAUAAAUGUAAUGAUGCAAAGCCACAGCACCGACUUCCACAAAUGAUAAGUCUUAAUGUAGGUGGAAAAUUGUUUCAUCUUUCCAAACAUUUGGCAAUUAAAUAUCCUAAAUCACGAAUCGGGGCUUUAGCUGUGUGUUCAGAUCCUGUAAAGCGUCUGACGCUCUGCGAUGAUUAUUGUGUAAUCAAUAAUGAAUUUUUCUUUGAUCGAGACCCAACAUUCUUCCACUACAUCUUCCACCUUUACUACAGUAACAUGCUGUGGGUGAUGGAGAGUGUGUGUCCCAUUCACUUUGAGGAAGAAAUAGAUUUUUGGGGUUUAAACCUGAAUGACACACCUCGCUGCUGUCGAAUCCUGUACGAGGAGAAAGUGGAUGAAAUUCGAGACCAGCUGAAGGUGAAUAAAGAACUGAUGGCUGAAAUUGAACCUGUUCACAAUGACGAGGGAUUUAAAACAAUGAUUCUGGGUGAUUUUCGUAAGACACUCUGGGAUUUAAUGGAAAACCCAUACUCUUCUGUGGGUGCAAAGUUUUUUGCUGUGAUGUCCACCACCUUUGUGCUCAUCUCGAUUGUGGCCAUGACUUUAAACACUGUGAAUGAACUGACCGAAUAUAAAAUCCAUGGAAGAACAUACAUGGAGUUUGUUGAGAUCCUUUCAAUUCUCUUCUUCACUUCUGAGUAUUUCCUCCGUCUCCUGACCACCUGUGAUGUAAACAAUUUCCUCAAAAGUGCCCUGAACUUUGUUGACUUGGUAGCCGUGAUGCCAUAUUUUAUUCAGCUUGUGUUUGAAAUGUUUUCUGAUCAAGAAGAUCUUAGUGUUCAAGACGACCUCAAAACAAUGGCACGAGUGAGCAAAGUCAGCAAAGUGCUAAAAAUUGUCAAAUUGAUGAGAAUAUUUCGCAUCCUGAAAUUAGCAAGACACUCGACAGGGAUGCGAGCAUUUGGUUUCACUCUGCGUCAGUGUUUCGAGCAGGUAUGCUGCUUAUUUUUAUUUAUUAUUAUGGGAAUCUUUGUUUUUUCUGCGCUGAUGUAUUCAGUGGAACAAGAUGUGAUUGGAACUCCAUUCAGCAGCAUUCCAGAUACCUGGUGGUGGGCAGCAGUGAGCAUCUCCACUGUGGGUUACGGUGAUGUGAUUCCAGUUUCGUUUUCUGGUUGUGUUGUGGCAUUUGGCUGCAUUUCAUUUGGGAUUAUUUUAAAUGGAAUGCCAAUUUCUAUCCUCUUUAAUAAAUUUUCAGAUUAUUAUUCUAAACUCAAAGCACAGGAAUAUACCAACACAAAAAUCCAGCGCAGUCUGAACCUCAAAAAACGCUUACAACGCAAGUGUGAGAAUUGUUUUAAUUCUGCAGACACUGAAACAGACUAUGAGCAUUAGAUGCAUAAACAUCAUCCUCUUCAUUAUCUCUGAAAUUAUCAUCACCUUAAUCAUCUUCACAAAAGUUUAAUAAUAGAAAUGAUUUUGAAAGAAAAACUAUAUUUAACAUGUAUUCAAAUAAGGGGUUAAGGUAAAGGUUGGAACAUUUAAAAUGUGCGCUGAUCUUUGUAGACAUUUAACUCUUCUGUCCUCAAGCUAAGUUACGGGUUUAAUUGUUAAUCAGCUUUAAGACUUAACAUGUUAACAAAGGACCUGCCGUGUGUGUAACUCUGACUGUGAGUGUGUGUAACUCUAACUGUGUGAGUGUUUAUCUCUGACUGUGAGUGUGUGUAACUCUGACUGUGUGAGUGUGUGUAACUCUGACUGUGAGUGUGUGU